Molecule: messenger RNA, 2775 nt
Organism: Quercus robur (English oak)
Lineage: Eukaryota; Viridiplantae; Streptophyta; Magnoliopsida; Fagales; Fagaceae
Exons: 8
Coding region: 1272-2048 (258 amino acids)
Source: RefSeq, a predicted model, not a curated record
UUAUCUUUCACUCUCUUCAAUCUUUAUUUAUUAAUUUAACAUUUUGCAAUUUCUUGUGAAUUUUGGUUAAACUUAUUGGGUUUUGUAAGUUAUGUGUUGGGUUGGGUUGGGUAGGAAGAGUGCAUUUCGGCUUCACAAAUCAAAAUUUUCAACAAUACAUUUUGGUUUUACCCUGCUCGUUACAAUUUUUACCAUAUAUGCCAUUAAUUUUACAGGGUUGGAUUCUAAUGAUGGUUGUAAUUGCACAAGUUUGGUCUUGAUAUUUCAUUGAAAUUCAUGAAAUUUUCAUGUAAAUCUCGCCAAUAGAAACAAAAAAGUAAAUAAUUGGUUACACUUAUUUAGGUUUGUCAUUAUGUUUGGUUACCUGCAAUGUGAAAUGUAUGUGAUAAUAUUUGAAAUGUAAAGCCUUGCAUAUUGCAGUACAAUUAGAAAAUAGAUGAUAUUAAGAAAUUUUGAAUGAGGUUCAUUAGUUGUUCAAUACAUAGACUGUCAAGCAUGAAGUUGAAUGACCUGUGUGCUGUUCUGCCGUUCGCUGCGUUGAGCAUGGGAUAUAGCUGUUUUAGUUACCUCAUAAACAUUUACUUUGGAGUUAGCUGUUUUAGCUGUGUUUUGGUAACUUUGGUGGAGAACAAAGUCGUUCCUGAUCCUUUCUAAGUGCUGCAAAGUGAGACAAUUAUAGAUAUUGCUGAUUUUUGGGGGAGAGUAUUAUACAUUCUGGUUUCUUACAACUUUUCAGAGUAAGCUGUUGACAAAUUUAUUAAUAUGAAAUAUGUUCUUGAAAUAUGUGCCAGGUGUCUUGGUGACCAAAAUGGACCAAAGCACUGGGUGAACUGCUGAAGGUGAACGUAAGUUUGGAGAUUAGAUGUGAGCACAGAUGGACUUACUAGUUAGGAAGUUUUAAGGGGCACAAAAUCUUGUUAACUAAGUUUGACCUGGUAGGACAACAUAUAUACAUAAAAUAUAUAGUGGAUUCAUUAAAUAUAAAUAAUGUUUUAUCCUUCAAGACAGUUUUUUAUUUCUAAUUUAGAUGCUUGAUCUUUGUAAUUAUCAGUGUAUCUCUUGCAUACUCCCCUUGUACAUGGGUUGCACCUCUGCUCUUUAUUGAAUUAUUUACUCAUAAAGAAAAGGGUUUUGAAAGGGAGAGUCACAGUAUGCUAGAACUUCUGUAUGCAUCCUCCCGUGAUAAAGGAAAGGAAAUUCCAUGGACAUUCACUUCUUAUUGUGUCUUUUACAUUUAAGAAUGUGUUUUCGUUCUAUUGUAACCUAUCCAUAUGUUCUAUUGCCAGUUGAAUGAACCAUAUAUUUAUAGAAUAUAUCAAAGGUUUUCAUCAAAGGGUCCAAUUUUGAAAUUGAAAUGCAUGUUGAAAAUGUGGCCAAGAAAGCUGACUAGAAAUUUAACAUAUAUGAACAAUUUCAUGGUUAGGCGAGGAAAUGGUGAUUUUGAUAUGGCCUCAGGAGAAGUUGCAACUAGUGGGACAGACGAAAAACAUGAGAUAGAUCACAAGGAAGGAGAAGACACUAGAGUUCUUCCUGUUCAUUACUCAAACAACUAUUUUUCACUGGUGCCCAGCGAGUUUAUGCCCAUUAAGAUCACUUUUAAGGUCCCUCCAGGUGUCACACCUCGAGCUAUUCUUAUUACAGGUGUCACUGUUGUAGGGGAUGAAAACCUUAGUGCAAAAAGUUCUCAUUCACUUGCAGAAGCAAUGCCAAAAGAUGCUCGGUAUUGUGAUAACAACCUCUAUGGAGCCAUUGACAUAUAUCUCAAGAUAUUAUCAAACUACAGCCGAUCAAAGAUUAUUGAGAGGGAAUGUUUAGAGCCAUUCGAAAAACCAGAAUGUGAAGCAUUUGAUAUCUUUGUUAAUGAGGUUCUCUGUGUUGGCAAAAGGUGUCCAUAUUCAUGUGUAAAAAGGGCACUUCAUUCCUUUUCAUUUGCUUCUACUGGAAGUGCUAGGGUGUGUUCACAAGGUCAUGGUGAAGACUACCAAGUUCAGCUCGCAGUAAGUCAGUGCCCAAGAAGUUGUAUCCAUUAUGUUACACCUUCGCAGUGAUAUCUUAGAGGAACUACUACACAGUUCUUCGCUUACUAAACCUACCUUAAUUACAAGCUUCUAGUUGGUCAGCUUCUCAUCUGCUACAGGAAGGGUAACACUAAUUUGUUUCUAGGAGUGAAGUUCUUGUGGUUCCACCACCACAUUUAGCACCAUGGCAUGCCAUUCAGUGAAAUAAAGCAGAUGAGCAAGAUCUUAUGGUUCUCCACAAUCUCCACUUUCAGUUUUCAGAUGUGGUUCUCAUGCUUUUUACAACAUGUGAAAGCCAAACAAACCUAGAAACUGUAAUAUGAUGCUUAAAGCCACGAUGCAUAGCCUUCUUGUGGAUUUGUAUCCGAGCGACUGAGACCAUGCCAAACGAUCAUGUAUUGUCUGUCUGCAUGCGUGGUGGUUCAACAUCUGCUCAGACCAAUAAUUAAAGAAAAAAUAUUUGUCCCCAGCCACAUUUGAUACAUUAUUACUCAAUGGAGAGUUGGGAGAAAAUGAAUGUAAACAUUAUUGCUCAAUACAGGAUCAUAGGCUUAGAGGGAAAAAGUAGAGGAAUAGGGGAGAGAUAUAGAGAGAGAUGAAAACUAUUUGCGCUUUAAUUUGGUGCAUCUUGCAUCAUUUCCUGCUAUAUUAUUGAAGAACAGACACUAUUUACCCUCUCAAAAAAAGAAAUUGAAGAACAAAAACUUGAUUGAGAUUGUGUAAAUUAAAUACGGGAAGAAGUCCUGUCAAAUAAAGA